AUGGGGCCGUGGGAUCUUCGGUUGUCAAUCUCCAUCGAGCCUGACCUAGGCCCAGGACGGGAAAGCCAUGCUGGCCAUAUUGUCAUAUGCAGGUACAGGUCCCAACUUCCUCCUUAUCUGGACAUGCAUUUUCAUGCACCCAGUCACGUACAAUUUGCCGGGGCUACCGCCGUCUUUGAGGGCUUUGUUUACCGCGUAUUUGCUCGCGCUACUCCGUUUCAGCCUUCACUCCCCUGCAUAAUCUGCAUAAUCCGAGAGUCCGUACUCCCGAGUCUCCGUCGUCAAUCUAACUCGCGAGCCGGCAUGAUCCCAUGA
This is a messenger RNA of Ustilaginoidea virens, 315 nucleotides long. RefSeq lists its product as uncharacterized. The record is from RefSeq and is a predicted model, not a curated record. The transcript has 3 exons. The coding region runs from base 1 to 315 and encodes 104 amino acids. NCBI's taxonomy places the organism in Eukaryota, Fungi, Ascomycota, Sordariomycetes, Hypocreales, Clavicipitaceae.